AAUAUAUUAGCUUUUUUCAACGUUGAACAAAUGGAAGGCUGAUGAAAGUAUUGGUAAAUAUAUAUAUAAGCAAAACCAUGCAUGUUAACUCACAAAGAAUAUCAUAGUGGAAAAAUGGGAGAAGAAAACAAGGUAACUCUACAUGGACAGUUGUUUAGCCCUUAUGUGAAGAGAGUAGAACUGGCUCUCAAAGUAAAAGGCAUACUUUUUGAGUAUGUAGAAGAAGAUCUGAAUAACAAAAGUCCAUUGCUCCUCAAACACAACCCAGUUCAUAAGAAAGUUCCUGUUCUUGUUCACAAUGGAAAACCAGUAAUUGAGUCGCUUGUCAUUCUUGAAUACAUUGAUGAAACAUGGAAGAAUGGACCUCGACUCUUGCCAGAAGAUCCUUAUGAAAGAUCUAAAGUCCGAUUCUGGUCUGCUUAUAUUCAACAGGUGAUGGAGUGCACGGUGAAGAUAUUCACAGCGGAAGAACAAGAAAAAGCAUGUGAGGAAUUUUAUGAGAAACUAGGCGUGCUUGAAGAUGGAAUGAAGGAUAUGUUUCCAGGGGGCAUUGAAGGUGGGAACAUAGGGCUCCUAGACAUCUUAAUCCUCGUAGCAUUUGGCGCAUAUAAAGCACAAGAGGAAGUGUUUGGAGUGAAGCUUUUGGAUCCAGAAAAGACUCCCCUGAUACACUCAUGGGUGAACACUCUACUUGAACUUCCCCUAGUGAAAGAAACUGUUCCCCCUCAUGACACGGUGGUAUCAUUUGUUCGAUUUUUCAAACAAAGAAUCACUAAUGCUCAAUCUCAGUGAGCUUCUGUGUGUUCUCUUUUCUUCCUACUGUGUUUGUUUGUACUAGUGCUAAAAUUUCUCAUUUAAUUCUACUGUGUAAUAAGGCUUAUGGCCUGCCUCUCUACCCGACAAAGGUAGGGUAAGGUCUGCGUACAUCCUAUCCUAUCCUCCUUAGACCUCACUUGUGGGAUUACACUGGGUGUCUUUUUAUUGUUGUAAUAAGGCUUAUGGCCAUCUGGUUGAAAUUUGAACUACAUUGCUGAUAA
Lycium ferocissimum is the source of this 1037-nucleotide messenger RNA. RefSeq names its product glutathione S-transferase U10-like. Gene Ontology annotation, cellular component: cytoplasm. The coding region runs from base 82 to 792 and encodes 236 amino acids. The record is from RefSeq and is a predicted model, not a curated record. Lineage: Eukaryota; Viridiplantae; Streptophyta; Magnoliopsida; Solanales; Solanaceae. Gene Ontology annotation, molecular function: glutathione transferase activity. Gene Ontology annotation, biological process: glutathione metabolic process. The transcript is spliced from 2 exons.